AUGGCUAAGAGUGGCAAAAACUCCAAAAAAGCGAAAAAGAUGGGCCUAAUCACGGUGAGAACCGGUAGGACACCCUCACCGUCGCCUGAACCAUAUGCCUCUAACUCUCCGAUGAGAGAAAAUCUACACGAGGGAUCAUCCUUCCGACGGGUUCACCAAACGGGGAACUCGCCGAAAGAUAGCGGCGCUCAUGAAGAUAGCUCGCCGCAGAGCAUGCAUUCAACCCCUCCCACCGUUCCUUCAACGGAAGAGGUGGCGAGGGCAGUGGCUCUGAAGGACCAGAUUGAAGAACUGGUCCAGAAAGGGUACUUAAAGAAAUAUGUCGCGAAGCGCCGCGAAGAAAAGAAAGCUGAAAGAGAUUCUCGGCAGGAUCUGGAUUACCACCGGAAAAGGGACAAACCUCCCGAGGGAGGAAAUCAUGACAUCCUAACCAUUUCCGGGGACGAAGGACGCUCCGAAAAAAUCUUGGGCAGCCAAAGGGAGGCCCGAGAAUGCAAUUUCCUUAAACCAUCCAAGAGUCGCCGCAAUGACAAGGAUGAUGAGGAAGAAAAAGAGAAAGAAAAAGAGCGAGGUACCAAAAGACCAAAGGGCCUAAGUGCCUCGGCUCAGGGAUCCCCAUCCAAAAGAACAUCUAUGGGGACCGGAAAGUCUAGUUAUUCGGCUGGUCCGAAAGACUCAGAGGAAGAUCAGCCGAAGUUAGUAAAGUUUGCUGACAUCGACAGUAGGCCCGAAUCUGAAGAAUCUGGCUUCAAGUCUAUGGAGCUAGAUGAACAAACUGAAUCAAUAUCAUUGACUGAAGAAGAUACUGAAAAAUGA
This is a messenger RNA of Chenopodium quinoa (quinoa), 816 nucleotides long. Its product is annotated as mediator of RNA polymerase II transcription subunit 1.1-like. The transcript has 3 exons. The record is from RefSeq and is a predicted model, not a curated record. NCBI's taxonomy places the organism in Eukaryota, Viridiplantae, Streptophyta, Magnoliopsida, Caryophyllales, Amaranthaceae. Bases 1 to 816 code for a protein of 271 amino acids.